Messenger RNA from Mercenaria mercenaria, 9281 nucleotides. Its product is annotated as B-cell lymphoma/leukemia 11A-like. Gene Ontology annotation, biological process: regulation of transcription by RNA polymerase II. Gene Ontology annotation, cellular component: nucleus. The transcript has 3 exons. The coding region runs from base 692 to 3835 and encodes 1047 amino acids. The record is from RefSeq and is a predicted model, not a curated record. Lineage: Eukaryota; Metazoa; Mollusca; Bivalvia; Venerida; Veneridae. Gene Ontology annotation, molecular function: DNA-binding transcription factor activity; RNA polymerase II cis-regulatory region sequence-specific DNA binding.
AUGAUCAUAUUGGAUAGUGUGCGCUCAGCUAGCUACAGAAAGGUUCAGUGGUCAGAAACACAGUUCGCGGUGUGAUAGAAAUACAUCUAAGCCAGUCGGGCGACGGCUAAACUUAUAAACUGUUUUACAUUCGUUGUUUGUUUUGGACUUGUAAUCUUAAAUCAUUCUUGAUAAACUUUGUUUGUAACUCUAUUAGUUAAUUAGUCUAGGUCAGUGUCCACUUGAUAGUUUAUAUGGAUUUGUAAAUAAAGUGUUUAAAUCGACCACACUGUACACACAACGAAGAGCGCGGAGACGAAUAUUAACCUAUGAGUGUUGUGUAUUAUCGUUUAACUUCAUGUAACUGGAAUUCGAUAUUUAAAAAGUUAAUUAAUUGUAUGUUUUAGAUGUAAAAACAACAAAGACAGUCCGUAGGUUAAGUGCUGGAAACGGAUAUACCGAGUGGUCAGUUUAUUGAGCAGUGAUAGUGACCUGAAAUGAACCACUAUUCAACGGUCAGUGACCCGUGGGAAGAAGAUAGUCCUACCAAAUAAGUAAAGUAACGUUCAUUAGAAAAAACUGACCACUGUUUAUGAAGGAAAAAGUGAAUGAUCGGCUAUUUUAAUGAAUCUGGAGCGACUGUCCGCCAUCUUGCCUGUCUUUGUCCAGACGAUUUUGGCACAACUGAAAGUUUAAUGUCUUGUUUAGAGCCAUGUCACGCCGCAAACAGGGUCGGCCCCAACACAGACUGACCUUAGAUUCCGUUGAACAAGAAAAUGACCUCCUUGUUUGUGGAGAGUGUCGGACCAACUUCCCAUUACGCGAGAUCACAAAAUUCAUCCGCCAUAAGGUCAACAAGUGCAAUAAAGAAAAUGUCGAGAAUGACAAUGAUGCAUUUGACGGUAACUGCGAUAGUGACGAUGGUAACAAUGUAAUCAGCUCAAAACGUACACCGAUAUCUGCACCUAUCACGAGAAAGGAGUCGUUUGAUGGCGUUAACAAGUCACCACGGGUCUUGGACACUGACGUGAAAACCGAGGAAGAUGAGGACAAAGACGAUGUUAAAGACGUUAAAGACAGAUUACCAUUUAGACUCAAACAAGUAGCCGAUGCAGAAUCAAACACAACUAAUACAGAGCCUCUGAAGUUCACAUGCGAAACAUGCCGCAAGACGUUCAGUUCAGCAUGGAGUUUGCUGCAACAUGCUCAGCGGGAACAUGGAAUGCGCAUCUAUGUUCCAUCAUCAACAAGAGAUUCAUUUACACCUUCUCAUUCACCGAGAAUAUCAACACCAAACUCACAGAAAAGUAAAAAAUCUGACGACCUGGGUCGAGAUUUUGACAAAUGUAAAGAUGAUAGACAUGACAAUAUCUCAGGAAAAGAGAGAAUUUGUAGCGAUUCAACUGAGCCGCUCCGAACAACAUCUUCUGUUGGGUCCGCUAGCAGUGGAGAGGGGCCACUCUCAGGUCAUCCCUCACCUCACAAUCCUUUCAUGUUUCCCAGAAUGCCAUUUCCUGAUGUUCGGCAUCCACUUUCACCUAUCACUGGAAUGAGUUUAGGCCGAAUGCCGGGAGAUCUUCGACUUGAUUUGGUUGAUCCUUAUCACAGACUUCCAUUUGGUCUACCACAAUUUGAACAUAGACCCUCGACACCUUUUCACUUUGAUCAAAGGCCACGUUCAGGAAUGAGUCUUGAUGACUUUUACUCACAGAGAUUGCGCCAGCUUGCUUCAUCUACAUCUCCAUCCCCGGGGAGAAAGCAUACGCCCCCAUUCUCCCAAAGCUCUACUGGAUCUGGCAGUAGAGGACCAGGAAUGUUUUCAUCUGUCACACCCCCAGGUACGUCAAAUCCAUCAAGUGAUAUUGAGAAAACUAGCGACAACCCAAGAAGUCUCACUCCCCCAGGAAACCAGAAAUCGUGUGAAUUUUGUGGCAAGUCUUUCCGGUUCCAAAGUAACUUGAUUGUUCAUAGAAGAUCUCACACUGGGGAAAAACCAUUCAAAUGCCCGCUAUGUCCUCACGCAUGCACGCAGCAAAGCAAGCUCAAACGACAUAUGAAAACACACUCAAAGCAGGGAGGUAUGUCAAUGGGCUCUAUGUCCAACACAUCAGAAGGCAGUCAUGCUUCAAGUAGCAGCACACCAGACUCAAGCAAAAUGGCUGAUGAGGAUGACCCUGAUGAUGAUGAAGAAGAAGAAGAGGAAGAAGAGGAAGAUAUGGAGAUAAUCAAUCUGGAAGGCAUGACGGAGCAAAGUGAUGAACAGAAGAAAGAGGCAUUGAAAGACUUGGGUAAAUACUCUGGUAAAAGUGAGCUGGCAGCUAGGCUUUUUGAUCAAAGGAUUGAAGAAACAAUCACAAAUGAGCUUACUAAAGAUUCCGAGCAGACGGACAGACAUGGGUCACUUCUGACGGAUGUAAUGGAACGCACAGGUUUUAAAAACAUACCAAUCUACAACGAAUCAUUAAAACUAGCUAUGGCAGAAAAAUUUUCUCCUUAUGAACCUCGACCUAGAAGUUCUUCAAAUACUGAUGGUAGUCGCCCUUCAAGUGCAAAGUCGAAUGAUCUUGAUGAGAAGGAACGUGGAACAAAACGAGAGAAACCAAUGGAAGACAGUAUAAUGUCAAUCUCAAAAAUGAUAAAGCGGGAACCAUAUGAAAAAAUUGGUACCCCUCCUGCCAGUACACCUCCAGUUUCCUCUUCAUCGCGAAUCAGUAACGCCAUGGAACCAGCUUUCUUCCCAAAUUUAUGGUUCCCAGCAGGGCCUCCAGACUUCUUUGGCAGUAGGUUUCCAUUACCAAGAUUUGGCCUCGGUGAGGGAAAUCAUGAUACUAUGCCAAAUGGGAUAGGUUUAUCCACUCCAGGGGAUAUUCCACAUUCCCAUAGUAUCAACAACUCACAGAGUAACACAACCUCACCAACAACACCACUUCCAACCAAUGGCACAGCGCCAUCUGCAACACAGAGAAGAGAAAAGACUCGCAAUGACACUUGUGAGUAUUGUGGUAAAGUCUUCAAAAACUGCAGCAAUUUGACGGUUCACCGCCGCUCCCACACAGGCGAAAAACCAUACAAAUGCAUGUUAUGCAGUUAUGCAUGUGCACAAUCCAGUAAGCUCACACGUCAUAUGAAAACCCAUGGCAGGUUUGGCAAAGAUGUCUACAAAUGCAAAUUCUGUGGAAUGCCAUUUUCUGUUCCCAGUACUCUUGAGAAGCACAUGCGGAAGUGUGUUGAAAACACAAACAGAUCAUCCUUACCUGAUAACGAAGAUACUGGUUCAAAUAGUGAUGCUGCAUCUGCUUCAGAUAGUCAGUCAGCUCCUCUAACUACAAUGUCUAUGUCGCUGCCGACUACACCAAUGUCACUGUCAUCUACUCUCGGGCUUCAGAUACCGUUUUCAAUUCAAAGCAGUUUUGAGAAGCACAUGAGCCGUUUAGCAGAGAUGGAAAAUGAUAAUACUGGUUCAAAUGGAGACCCUCAUUCUGCAUCAGGCACUCCAACUUCCUUUUCGCUUGCAAGCAGUUUCGAGAAACAGAACAACUCCCUUUUAGAUGGCAACAACACAGGUUUGAACAGCGAGAAGACAUCAGUGUCAGGCACAUCAACGACCUCAAGCGCAGCAGUGCCAUUUCCGAGCACAAAUCUAUCUCUGGCUUCAAGCCUAGCACUUCAGAAUUCAAACUUAUUACACAAUUUAAAGAUGGAAAACAUGAGAAAUCGGGAGGAAUCAGGUGUACCAGGCGAGUCUUUUGCAACUUCUCCUCUUGCAAGCCUCGGACUUCAAAACUCAAAUUUGUUACAUAGUAUCAAAAGAGAAAGCAUGGAAAAAGUUCAAGUAGAAAACGCAUCAAAUAUAUAAUUUCUGUAGUUUAGAAUUCUAUAAAAGCAUAAUAAAUUGUACAGUUCUUCUUAGAAGUUAUGAAUCUGAAAUGAUUACAGUUAUUUGAAUUUCGAAGAAGAAAAAAAAUUGGCAUUUGAGUUGUUUAGGACUUUUUUCUCCCUAUAUUUUGGGGAGCAAAUUAUUUUGAAUGUUACAAUUCAUCUUAAAAAGAGAAGUUAGUCAAUGUUUUUUUUUUUAUUUUAAGUUGUUCAUAGAUUCAUUUUGCUCAAUAUGUUUUAUGAAUCAUGCCGUUUAAUAUUUGCUGUAAUUUAAGGCAGCAUCGAAAGAACUAACGUGACAGUGUUGGUUUCUGUUACAUUCAUUAGAUAUAGUGACUAGUGCUUUUUGAAUUUUGUUUUAGCUUGUAUCAGACAGGCUCAUUUUUAUAUAAGUAAAUGGAUUAUAGAAGUUGUGACGAUUUUUUGAAAUGGGCGCUGUUGCAAGAUUCAGACUUACCAGAGAUAAAAAAGGAAGGAAAAAGUGAUGAUGCUUAGUAAUAUGUACGAAAAAAGCUACCUGAACUAACCAUAAUAAGUUAUGGUCUUGUUGCCAUUUGACUAGAGAGUGCAUACAUAAUUGGAGGACUAACGUGAACAAAGGGGGUGAACUUUGUAUUUUUUUUGUUAUUUGUCAUAAUAGAACGUGUAUACCUCUGCAGUUGUUAUUUUCAUAGUGCUCAAAACAGUUACAAAGAAAUUUACUGGGAUAUCGGCCCAGUGCUUUAUGUUGUUGGCAAUCUCACGAUGGAGACACAAAGUGUGUGAUUAAGUAAGGGAUGCUAAACAUACGUGACAUUAACCAUUUUUUUGUAUAUUCUACAGAACUUUUUUUUUUUGUAUAAUUAUUAUUUAGCGUGUGAUUUGGGAAAUUGAUAUUAGCGGCUGUAAGUCUCUGUUCGUAAAAUGUUACUAUUGUGAGUAAAUCACUGUGUGUUAACAUAGAAUUAUUUCUAUGGAAACCAGGGUUGUUAACUAUGUAGCAGUAGACAAUUAGAUAUACUUUUUGAAUUUUCUUUAAUGGUAUCAUGUUAUUGUUUGUAUGUUUUUGAUUGUUAAUCGAUUUGUCUGGAAUCCCCAUUUUAUAGACCCCAUGACAUUAUGUAAAUAGCGACUAUUGUAUUGGUGCUUGUGUAUAUUAGCUUAAAACACAUUGUGUAAAAGGGCGCAUGACAUUAGAUGUACAUGUAAUCAAUUACACGAUUUUAUUCAAGACAUAUAUGUUAGGAUCUUUAAUGCUUGAGCUAUCAUCCUGAUAUGACUAAGGAAAAUUUUUGCAUCAGAAAAGUUUGAUUACGAAAGAUUAUCAUGAAAACUUACAUAAUAGAGACGCUGUGUUGGUUACAGUGUAAAGAUUAUAUCACACCAAUUUACAUUAGAGAGAGCCUAUGACUGGCCAUAAUAAGGUAUAUAUGAGCUGUGCCAUGGGAAAACCAACAUAGUGGCUUUGCGACCAGCAUGGAUCCAGACCAGCCUACGCAUCCGCGCAGUCUGGUCAGGAUCCAUGCUGUUCACUAACAGUUUCUCUAACUGCAAUAGGCUUUGAAAGCGAACAGCAUGGAUCCUGACCAGACUGCCCCGAUGCGCAGGCUGGUCUGGAUCCAUGCUGGUCGCAAAGCCACUAUGUUGGUUUUCUCAUGGCACGGCUCAUAUCAAAACUUAAAUUAAAAGCUCGUCAUGAAAACUUAAAUAAAAGAUAGGUUAUGUCAUCUGUUUAUCAUUGGUUCAUAAAACAUCUGAAGAUCUUCAUCAGGAAUAAUAAUAAUAUGCGUAAGAUUUAAUGUCUCUAAGACACGUGGGGUGUGAUGUGCACCAAAAUCAGUUCCAGAAGUUUUUCAUUGUAAGACUGUUGCAAUGGCUAUAUAUUAUUUGUUGUUUAUUUCUUUGUUCAUAUGGUAGUUUAUCACAUAGAAACUGAAGUGAAUUACGCAUAAUUUCAUGUUUUUAUCGAAGAUAUACUAACUUCAUGUUAUGAAAGUAUUUUUGUAUAGGUCAAUAAUUAUCAUACCAAGGGAUAUUUGAAGUCGGCUUAUAGGCGAUAGUUGACUCUAAACUUACAAUUACAUUUGUGGAAAUUGUUUUAUCUUUUACUUCUUCCAUAUUUUUAAAGUGUUAUUUAAAUGUCUUCUUAAAGUAACUGACUAUAGGAGUUUGUCAAAACUACAGCCUUAAAGGUUUCUUGAGAAAAAAAUUAUUCAUGUGGAGUAUAAUAAAACAUAAAAUAAUUUUAUGAAUCCGUGCCAUACUUUUACAGUGAAGAAAUACAUCUGUUUUUUUGAGAAAAGUGCUUUAAAUUUUUUUUUUUGGAGUACUACACCUAAACUACAGUGCUUUAUUGAUAAUUGUUACUAUUGUUGGGACAGUAAACAUAUAUGUCCAGGAGUAUCUUUUACAAUGACUUGUGAUUCAGGAGAUAUGUACAGGGAUGGUUCAAAAGUUUGGCUACAUUUUUUUUUUUGCACAAAUCCUUAAGUAGAAUAUUUCAAAAUUUGAAUAGAAAAACAGACACAUUUCAAGAUGGUUAAAAUUUUUGUUGAAGUAUCUCGAAAGUUAGAAGCAUUUAAUGUAAAAUAUUGCUUAAAAACUGUACAGUAAAUGUGAACAAACUUUUGGGCCAUGUCUGUACCAGAAUUUCACCAAAUUUGGUUUAUGGUAUGCAAAAAAACCAUUUAGUGUCAAGGAGUGGCACGGGCAGCAAUUUUUACACACAUACUGUAUAUUAUAUAUAGAACCAGCUGAAUUGUCAAAAAAUGCAUUUGUGAAGUGAUGAAACUGAAUUUGAUUGAUUUAUAUAUUUCGUUAGUAAUAUAUAGGUAAAUAUUUGGAAACCAACAGCAGGGAGUAUGCAAAGUUUCAAUAAGGAUUUAAAAAAUAACAUUUUUUGCAUGAAAAACCAUUUCUUUGAUUUUUUUUAUGAUUUGGUAAAGUUUUCUUUCCUGAAGUAACUCACAAAUGCAAUUGUUUUGGCAGUCAAAAGGUUCUUAACUCAUACAUUGUGAAAGCAAUACAAAAUGAGCCACAUCACAGUGAAAAGUAUCUGUUGUAUUUUUUUGGGGUCGAGUUUUCAAAUUUAUAUAAAUUAAAUUCAGUUACUUUAUAUUUUAUGACUGAAGCUUCAAGACUUGGAUUGUGGCAAGAAGUUUGAAUAGAAUUUAGAAUAAAAAAUAUUCAUUAGUCUUUUUAUACCAUUUAUCACAAGAUGCCAAUUUAAACAGAGGUACCUUUUUGUUUUUGUGUGGUUCAUAAAAAUAAAUUGUCUUUUUUUUCUAUUGCUAAAUUGUACACAGAAGUAAAUCAACAUUGCACACUAUAUAUAGAUUAUGGCUUUAUCAAAGCACAGUUUUUUUCUUGGUAUUUUUUUAUGUAUAAUGCACCCAGCUAAGAAUUGAUCUUAAAUAACCUUUUUUUGAGUUCUUUGAAAGUGGGGUUAAAGUAGCAUUUAAGAUAUUUGAUUUACGAGCAUUUAGUGAGAUAAAUUAUUGUUUUGAAAAUUUGAAAGUUCAACGGAAAGCAAGGAAUAGCUUAUCAAAUUUUUUGCCUUUUAUGCACAGAAUUCUUAGAAAAUAACAUGUCAGCGACCUAGAUUUUAAGAUGAACAAAAACAAAUUGAUGCUAGAAGGAAAAUAGGUUACUGUUUUAAGACUUCUGUUUCACAGAAGAAAUUCUUCUUUUUUGAAUGUAAAUGUUCAACAUCUGAAGUUCAAAAUUUAAAGUUCAAAACUUACAAGUUUUGAUAACAUUCUACUACCAAAUUUCAAAUGAAAGUGACAUUAUGAAUUGUUACGUAAAAAGGGGGUAAGAGUGUAAAAUAACAACAUGGUCCAAAAGACAUUCUUUUUAAAUGAAAUAAAUGUCUAAAAAAACUAAUUUACUUUGCUAAAAUUUGAGAAUUUCAUUUUUUUUAAACUGAUAUUUAAUACAGAAUCAUCAGACAUUUUAUUCUUUAAUCGUCAUUUGAACCAGAUAAAAAAUUACACUAUUAUAUUAAAUCGGUACCUAGAGUACAUUAAUUAGAAGUCACGUAGACAAUUUCUAGGUUGCGUGGUUUUGCAGAUUAAAAGUGGGUGCAGAACUUGUUAUUGUGUAUUUUCCGAGAAAGUUUCAGUUUAGGUUUUUUGCUUGCCUAAAUACAGGUUCAAUUUUAAAUUAACAAAUUUAUAGUUUGCAUGUUACAGUGGCAUGAAAUUUCUACUAAAUUGUGCAGAUUCAGCAAUAUGUAUCUGCAGCUAAAAAAAGGACAAGUUUGUAACUAAAUAAUUCUACUAAAAGGAUUUGCUUUCUUACAGUUCUAUAAUUUUGAAGAGAUUUUUUUUAUGUUUCGAUUUCUUUCAUUAUGUGUUAACAAUUAACUAUCUUCUUCAUUUCCUGUGCUGUACCAACAGUUAAAACUGGAAAAUUUAUCGUGCAAUACGUUUGAAAUAUUUUGUGUUUCGAAAUUGCGUUAAGAAUAUUUCAGUGGUAUUAUACCAUAUUUCUGAUUUUUUCCAGUGCUAUAGGCAAAAUUUUGUGCAUUGUACAAAUUAAAAUAUGAAAAAUAAGUGUGAUUUUUUUUUACUGAUUAUAUAAAUUGCCAUAUUUGAAUCUGUGCCAUAUAUGACAAAUAAAAAUACUGUUUUACGAAAAAUAUGUUCAAAACAUAGAUCAUUUAUUUUCUUUAUAAUAGAAAAAAUGCAACUUUACAAUUAAUCUGCCAUAUUUCAGAGAAUGAGUGUAUGUACUUUGUUUAAGAAUAUUUAAGAUAUACAUAUGAAGAAGUUGUUCACUCAGAUAUUCAUAGUUAUUAAUACAGAAUUUAUUUAUCCUUUCCAUUGUUGUUUUAGUCCUUAUGUAUGCAGGCAGCUUUUUUUUUCAGUUUUCAGGAGAUAAGAAAAUGGAUAUAUGAACUUAAGGUGGAAAUCUGUAGGAAAACAUAAAUAUUUUGUUUUCUCUCUUUUUUUUUUUUUUAAUUAAAGCACAAAAAUGUGAACAAAUUGUUUCUUCCAUUGCCUUCAGAAUGUAUAAUAUAAAGGAAAUGAUGUAACGUAGAGUCACAUUUGAACAUAAUAUACGUUACUGAAAUAUCAUAAUGUUGUACAGUAAAUGUACCAAUACAGCAUACCAUCAUAUUCAACAUGAUCUUUUUAUAUUAUGAAAAAAUAUUUUACCACUUGUUUUAUCGCAGUUUCAUUUUUAAAUUUCGUAGUUAUGCUGUACUAUUUCUUUGAACAAAAUAAUUGGCUGAUAUUUCGUUAUCUUGACUAAUGUCUUGUACUGAAAUAUCUAUAUUUUAUCAUAUUUUAGAGUACAUAUUUGAUUUUAAAGUAUGAAUGAAAAAUUUCUGUAUUAAUGACAUUGAAUAUGCUGUUAAAACUUCUUCCUGUGAAUUUGUGCCAUAUCGAAGUUUUAACACUUCCUUUUAGUGUCAUAUAUUAUUAAAAAAAUGCUUGUUU